AUGUCGCAAACUCUCUCGGGACGGUCCGCGUCUCCCAGCUUUCCCCAGUCCUACCAAUCUCUCUUCCAGAUCGGCACUGAGUUUCCACGCUUCGUGGUACCCUAUUAUCCCUGGUGGGAAGAUGAAGCUACUACAGUUCUCUGGGCCUUUAAAAACCUCGAAAUUCGUCUAGUCAUUCGCUACGGUCUAUUUCGAGAUGAAAAUCUACCACGAAGUUCGCUAUUAAGCCGCAGUAACGAUGCAAUUGAUGCGGUUUUCAUGGCGCUAACUGAGCCGCGUGAACACCAGCUGCUUGGACAUCUCUCCCACAUGCAACGAGUGGAGGAGAUUCUGCGUCGAUCUGGGCUUCCACCAUUUCAGCCGGUCCCUUGGUCCUGGCUACCCCAAACUCCAGUGUAUGCGCUCGACCCGCGGGCCAUCGCACAGGCCAUCGAGGCCGAGAGCCAUUUCCAGCUUAGUAGGGUUGCUUUUGAAGACAUCGUGCGCGCCUCACUGGGUUACACCGCGACUUCGGUCGAAUGGUUUCUCAUGCAACAUACAGCCUUGUAUAUACACUUGUUAGAUCAUCUUACGAUGUUUCCUGAUGAUAUCCCUGUGUACUUGGAAGUGGAAAAGCACCUACGAACAAAGAGCCCCUUCGCCCACCGAGCAAUAGCACAAUGUUUAACAGCAGUCCAACCCGAUUCUGCACCAGAUCUAGCCAAGACCUCCACACGUAGUUUCGAAUUUGUCGCCGGUCCGAUCCAGCGCCUCUUUCAAGACCGACCGGAGAGUCUGACUGACAUGCUUAAGAUCUGCAAUGUAUUUGCUGUCCGAUUCCGCCGCCUGUACAUCAAUACCGCGAAGGUUCCCUGGGACAGGCAGUUCGAUGCUUCAUAUCCAUUUUUGGAAGAUUGCCUCGGAUCAUCUUCGCCAUCCGACUUAGCUCGCACCCUCACCACUCUGGACAAGGGGGACUUCGCCCAUCUAACCCGGUCAAGUAUCAUCGCCCAUGACGAGACCACAAAGGGUCUUUUAGCAAAUUGGGAAGAUCUCACCGUGUCAGUAUGGGAAUGCUGCUCUGCAAUCCCAGAUCUUACCCUAUACCUCCGAGAAUGCGCACAGAGAGAAAUCCAACCAUUGCAGAGCCUUUUACAACGACAAAAUUACCACUCUCUAACGGCAGUGCUGCACGGUCUCCACAGAUAUAGUAUAUCAACUGCACGAUCCCGCGGUCUCAACAGUACAGUUGGGGGAAUGGUCGUUCUGGACCCUAUUAUCCCACCAGACACGAUAUUCCUCUGCAAUGCAACACAAAACUACGCCGCAUACCGUCAGCAUUACCGAGAUUACCCGGGGAUCCCAUUCUUACUCCCGCAUCUUCGCGAUGGCCAGCAAAAGGGCGAAAUGGCUCUCCAACCCGUCUUCCGCUUUCUGCAGAGGUAG
This is a messenger RNA of Penicillium waksmanii, 1425 nucleotides long. RefSeq lists its product as uncharacterized. Bases 1 to 1425 code for a protein of 474 amino acids. The transcript has 3 exons. NCBI's taxonomy places the organism in Eukaryota, Fungi, Ascomycota, Eurotiomycetes, Eurotiales, Aspergillaceae. The record is from RefSeq and is a predicted model, not a curated record.